GGCGAGGUCGCGGCCAAGCCGAGGCGCGGUGGGCUCCGGGCCUGGCUGGCGAGGACCCGGCUGGCACCGGCUGGGCCUGGCCGGGGCGCGCUGUGCGCUCGGGGGACGGAGGCGGCGAGACCCGGGGGCCCCUCCGCUGGGGGGCAGCGGGCCCGCCGCGCAGGCGCCCGCGACCCCGCCGCCAUUGUGGGCCCGGGCCGCGCGGCCGCCGGGUCCCGCCGCAGGAUCUCUUCACCAGCCAUGCAAGUUCUGGCUCAGAAUUUGUAGCUAAAGGCUGCUAAGCCCUCCUUGACCCCGUUCAGGUCCUGGCUGCAGCAGCCCUUGAUAUCAUGUCUUUAUGGCUCUAGCAUGAGACUUGAAGCAGUUGGUUCACCACUGACAAGAUUAAGGGUAUUGCCAGCUUGACUCUCCAGUCUGUCGCAAUGUUAGCCCCAAGCAGGAGGACGACCAGUUCUUUGCGCUCCCAAAUCCUUCUUAUGUGGAAGCCAGACAAGGCUCAGAGCGGACUCCACAAUGUUGAGAAACAAAUGCUUGCUUCAAGAUUCUCGCGUGACACUGAGGCCCGUCGACAGAAUUUUCGGAACUUUCCGUACCCGGAGCUGUCUGGGCCUCGAAAGGCACUGAGUCAACUCCGAGAGCUCUGCCUCAAGUGGCUGAGACCUGAGAUUCACUCAAAGGAACAGAUCCUGGAGCUGCUGGUGCUGGAGCAAUUCCUGAGCAUCCUGCCUGGGGAGGUCAGGAUGUGGGUGAAGGCCCAGUACCCCGAGAACAGUGAGGAAGCGGUGACUCUGGUGGAGGAUUUGACGCAGAUUCUAGAAGAAGAAGAGCCGCCUCAGAACCCUGCCCUUUCUCAAGAGACCCCAGAGGAAGACAAAGCCACCGCCUUCUGGACAGGGUGGCGAAAUGACUUGGCGACCAAAGAAUCUAUGUCCUUCAAAGAUGUGGCGGUGGACAUCUCCAGGGAGGACUGGGAGCUGAUGCGCCCCGUGCAGAAGGAGUUGUAUAAGACUGUGACACUGCAGAACUACUGGAACAUGGUUUCUCUGGGACUCACAGUUUACAGACCGAGUGUGAUUCCCGUAUUGGAAGAACCGUGGAUGGUGAUAAAGGAGAUCUUGGAAGGCCCUAGUCCAGAAUGGGACGCUGAAGCCCGGGGGAGUACCCCAGGAAAGAUUGCUGAAUUCAAGAAGGUUGGUACCCAGACCAUCAAAUUGGAAGACGCGGAUGACUAUGAUGACAGAUUAGAGCGACACACAACAGACGCCUUCCGGAGGAUUCCCACCAAUGAACGAGAUUUCCAUUUGAAAUCAGUGUUUUCACAAGAUGAUGAUCCUGCUGAAGAGUAUCUUAGUAAAUAUGGUAUAUAUAGAAAUAAUUUUGAAAAGCAUUCAAACCUAAUUAUACAGUUUGGUACCCAAUCAGAUAAUAAAACUUCUGUGUAUAGCGAAGGCAGGACAACCUUCAGUCAUGUCUCAUAUGGUAUUGUCCAUAGGAAAUUACAACCUGGAGAGAAGCCCUAUAAAUGUAAUAUGUGUGGGAAAAAAUUUAGGAAAAACCCAUCCUUCGUGAAACACCAAAGUACCCAUGCCAAAGAGAAAUCUUACGAAUGUGAAGAAUGCGGGAAAGCGUUCAGGCACAUCUCAUCACUCAUUGCACAUCAGAGAAUGCAUACCGGCGAAAAACCAUACGAAUGCCACCAGUGUGGAAAAGCCUUCAGCCAGCGUGCACACCUCACUAUACAUCAGAGAAUUCACACUGGAGAGAAGCCCUAUAAGUGUGACAACUGUGGGAAAGACUUUAGCCAGCGAGCACACCUGACUAUCCAUCAGAGGACACAUACCGGAGAGAAACCAUAUAAAUGCCUGGAAUGCGGUAAAACCUUCAGCCACAGUUCAUCUCUGAUCAAUCAUCAGAGAGUUCACACUGGAGAGAAACCUUACAUAUGCAACGAAUGCGGGAAAACGUUCAGUCAGAGUACACACCUUCUCCAACACCAGAAAAUACAUACUGGAAAGAAACCAUACAAAUGCAACGAGUGCUGGAAAGUGUUCAGUCAGAGUACUUACCUCAUUCGACAUCAAAGAAUCCAUUCUGGAGAGAAGUGUUAUAAAUGCAACGAAUGUGGAAAAGCCUUUGCUCAUUCCUCAACUCUUAUUCAACAUCAAACCACUCACACUGGAGAGAAAGCCUACAUAUGUAAUAUAUGUGGGAAAGCCUUCAGCCAGAGUGCCAACCUUACUCAGCAUCACAGAACACAUACUGGAGAGAAGCCCUAUAAAUGCAGUGUGUGUGGGAAAGCCUUCAGCCAGAGUGUGCACCUUACUCAACAUCAGAGGAUUCACAAUGGAGAAAAACCCUUUAAAUGUAAUAUAUGUGGGAAGGCUUAUAGACAGGGUGCUAAUCUUACUCAACAUCAAAGAAUUCAUACUGGAGAGAAACCCUAUAAGUGUAACGAAUGUGGGAAGGCUUUUAUUUAUUCCUCCUCCCUUAAUCAGCAUCAGAGAACUCAUACCGGAGAAAGACCCUAUAAAUGUAAUGAAUGUGAUAAAGAUUUUAGCCAGAGAACCUGCCUUAUUCAACACCAGAGAAUUCACACAGGAGAGAAGCCCUAUGCAUGUCGUAUAUGUGGCAAAUCUUUCACCCAGAGUACAAACCUUAUUCAGCAUCAACGCGUUCAUACAGGUGCAAAACAUCGUAAUUAAUGGAUACAGGAGAUGCCAUGUAGGUCUUACCACAUAAGUGUUUCAUUUUAUUUUGUGCUCUCUGUGUGUUAAAAUACUAUUCUUAUUCAAAAGAAACCCAGAAGAAAUGCAAUGUAUGUUAGAUCCCACUCAGUGAAAGUAUCAGAAUUAAUAAUAUGGCCAUAACCCGUUUACAUUUAAUGUGAAGAAAACUUCAUUCAUGACCUAACCUUUAUUUUAUAUCUGUUUAAUUCUUUCCAGAAAGAACCCGUAUGAAAGUAAGAUAUUCGAAAACCCUGUAAUUCCUCAUCUCUUAACUGUAUUUCAGUCCUCAUCUUUUACUGUAUUUCAAGUACUUCUUAAUGAAGCCUUCUGAGUGUAACUUGCGAAAGCUUCCAUCAAAUAGAGAUUUCACACAAGAGAGUAAUCCUGGGAUUAUAAAAGAGAAAAAGCUGCUCUCAGGCCUUUAUUUCAUCCCAGCUUUCACGCCUUAAAAGAUGUAAAGAGUUCCCUUCCCCUUUUUCCUGUUAGCCAUAACUGCCAUGUGGAGCCAGUAGGUUUGGGAAAAAAAGAAAAGUUGAAAUUAUCGUAAAGAUUCUCUGUAACCAUUGUUUAAUUAUACUUUUCCCCUAGAGAGUGAAAUAUUAAGAGAAGCUUAAUGAAAGAUGAUCUGUUAGAAUAGAGAAACUAAUGUGUAUAUAACCUUUAGCCAUGUAUAGAUUUAGUUAAACAGGCAAAAAUUAAACACCCUCCCUUAAGUUAAUCUUUAAAACAUAUUAAUCUUAGUUUCGCUAGGAUUUGUCGUCCAAAGUCAUUGUAAAGGGAAAAAAUAGGCAUCCCAUUUUUUUUUCAGCUGACCACUGAAAGCAUAACUUAGGUUCCCCAGUGACUGCUGGAGAAAGUCCAUUUCUUCCAUCAAAACGCUUGUGUCUUGAGUGUUUAGGGCCCAAACCUCCUCAUUGAAUCCUUUCAGGACUUGUUAGGGUGUUGAAAAUAAAUCAAUUUAAGCAACAGAAAGCUUUCUAAAGUAAUGAGAGAUAACAAAGGACAUGAUCUUAACUGCUUUAUCACGGAAUAAGCAUAAGAAAACUACUAAAAUGGAUUGCCAAAUGCUGCCCCAUCUCCCAAGACAAGGAAGUAACGAAAGCAGCAAUAUACAGAAUACUAGAAAAAGUAAGUAUUUAAUGGGAAAUAUAUGAGUUCACUGCAGAAAGUGGAUCAGGGGAAAAUUAAGGUGAAGACUUAGAGUGAGUCCUGACGUUAAAGGUAAGUGGACUGAUUUUACUUAAGGAAGUAAGGGGCUGAUUUUAAAAAGCAAAAUUUAGCCUGUUUUAAAGAAACUAAAAGUGAAAUGACUGGUUUUUAAAGGGAUAAUUGGAAGUCGGUUAAUUCAUUAAUACAUAUAAGUAAAAUAGAGAUGACUCUUAAACUAUCAAGAAAGAAACUAUUUCACUGGAAAAAGCAUUGAUGCAGUAAACGAAUAUGAAACAAUAAUAACUGAGUUUGUGGGUCCUAAACAUAAAAGGAAAAGUGACAGAAAUGAAAAUAUAAAUAGGGGAAAAGACCAUUGUGUUUAAUCUUCACCACACUCCACUAUCAGACCAAAAGGCCAUUUUCUGAGAGCUGAGGUUUCAUCUUACUCAUAUUUGUUUCUCCAGUGCCUUGCCACUUAGUAGGUGACUGGUACAUGUUGGCUGAAUUAAUGAAUAAAUAAGUAGACAAAUUAGAGUUGAGACAUGGCGUAAAAUUGGUAGAACUAAAACAUUUUCUUUGUGCAUACGUGAAAAAUAUUUAACAAAAGUUGAUCAUUUACUAGGUAAGAGGAACUGCUGCAAAACUCAUGAAAAAUCAGGAUAUUGCUUUUUUUAAAAAAAUCAUGGGACAACUUUGCACAAGGAAGUUUUCCUAGUGCUGUAACUAUCAACUUAAGCAUUUAUUGAGCAUGUGGUUUCAUUUGGAUGUUACACUAUUGCUGCAAACAUCCUACAAAAAUGCUGGAGGAAGGACCUAGGGUGCUAGCAUCUUCAAAGCUUUAUGGUUGAGUGCUGUCAUCAAGAAAUUUUUACUUUCCCUUGUUCUUACAUUACUUAACCGUGAUUUUGUGGUGUCAUCCUUUCCAAAAUGCAGAUUGCCUCCAGGUUGCAUAAUACUCAAAUUAUUCUUAUGCCAUAGGUAUGUUAAAAAAUAACAGUUGUACUCAAGAUGCAAUUUUUUUUUAAUGCUGCUUCAUACCUUCCACAACACGUUUUUCUCUUGGAAUGAAUGUGUGGAGUAUUACAGCCCAUAGCCCUUGCUCUGCUUUAAUCUGUACUCCUUGCCUUUGUGUAUUUUAUGUAAAUAAUGCACUUAGAAAAAAGUCUUCCACUGAUACACCAAGGCAAUUGAUGCCUUAUAAAAUAAUAGCAUAAUAGUGGAGAAUCAGAUUUUUUGUGUAUUUUUCCCACUUUUACGGUUCUCAUCCAUGUGCAGUGCAACAUUUUUUUAGCAAAUAGUAUUUUUACACUUUUUUUUGCUGUUCCAUGGAUUUUUUAAAACUUUUAUUCUAGUACCAUAUAUACAACCUAACAGUUAAACAUUCAACUUUUUAUUAUGAAAAAUUUUAAGUAUACAAAAAAGUUGAAUAAAACAAACCGUAUACUUACCACCUAGACUUAAAAAUUUACAUUUUCCCGUAUUAUUUACAAUUUGGAAGUAACUUACAGACAUGAUGUUUCACUCCUAAAUACUUAAGCAUGUACCUCAUAAAAAUAAGAACAUAAGGACAGUCUUCUACUUAAGCACAGUACCAUCACGUACCACACACACACACACACACACACACACACACACACACACACAGUAAUUCCCUAAUGUCUAAUUCCUAGUCCUGUUUAAAUUUCCCAUUGGUCCAGUCAGUGUUCACACAUUACGUUUGAUUGUUAUGUCAUUUCAUCUACCUAGAACAGUCCUCACCUUUUUGUUUUUCCAAGACCUUUUUUUUUUUAAAGAGCUCAAGUCAGUUGUCUUGAAUGUCCCACAUUCAGGAUUUAACUGAUUGUUUCCAUGUGGUUGGUUUCUCCUUUUCCUAUAUCCCCCAUAGUUUCUGUAAAUUAUAAGUUAGUCCAAAGCCUUCAUUGGGUUAAGUUAAAUAUUUUUAACAUUACCGCUUCACAGAAGUGGUUCAUGUUGCAUCACAUUGAAAGUCCCAUUAAUGUCAGGUUGACUCUGCCAGUGAUGCAAAUUUGACAGCUCAUUUAAGGUGGUGACCACCAGAUGUUUGCAACUUAAAGAUAUGUUUUUCCUGUUGCAGUUAAAUAAUCUGUGGUGCAACAUGGGCAACAUACGAAUAUCCUGUCACCUGGUAGUUUUAGUAUCUAGAGAUGAUCCUUGAAUCAGUUAUUUCAUCCAGAUUGGCAAGAUGGUGAUUUUGUAAUUUUUUUAUUCUUCCUAGUUUUAUUGACUGGCAUUCUGUAAGGAAGAGCUAACUGGGAAUGAAGUACAGGCAGGGUAAGGUGCAAUUCUUUGCCGUUAAUUACCAGUUUUCAGGGCCAGCAUGUGGUGGUGUCAUCUGCAGUGAUGACCGGUGACUCAGUGUGUUCUAAUCAGUUAGGGACAUUGCUACUGAUGGCUGAAAUUGUCCCAAAUUUGGCCCAUUGCAACCCUUCAGGGAGCUCUUUUGACUCUUCCCCUUUAGUCUUUGAGCACUUAAUUGCCUUCCAACACAGGAUAUCUCAGGCUCACUUUGCACUUUCAAAACCCCAGAUGUGGAAUGAGCCAUUUCUCCAAUGACCCCUGGUUCCUUUUAAUAGGCAGCUGUUUGGAAACCAAGAUGUGGGCACAGGACAUGCUCACUGCUAUUGGAGAGUAGCAAUUGAGUCCAAACCAUUGAACUUAGUUUUCACAGAGACAACUCUUUGCACUCGUUUCAUCAGUUACAUAAUCUCUUAUUAUGUAAUGGGGGAUAUAAUUACAUACAUAGGAUAAACUAUUUUGGCAGUAAACAACUAAGUCUUGUUAAGCAUACAAUUAAUUGGAGAGAACAGAAGUGUUACAUGUACUAGAAAGCAGCAAACUUAACCACAAGAAAUCUGCCAAGGCCAUCAGCAAAUUUUGCAGAGGGAAUCAAGAGUGUCAGUUAAUCUGGCAAGUAGGUUAAACAGAGGGCAGUUAAGAGGUCAACUAAAUGUGUAAGAGCUGCCAUGUAGUGCUUUAAUUGUCUCUCUUAUAUGUCAUGAUCUCUUACAUGUCACAUUCCUUUCCCAUCACAUUCCUUAAGGCAGGUUUCUGAUAGGAUUUUAGAUCCCGAAUCCUGGGGAUCUGUUUCUUGCAAAUCCAAGGACUAGUUUUUCUUGCUGAACCUUUAUUUGGGCUAUUAUGUUUCGUUCUUUGACUGUCUUCUGGUAUCAGUUCACACGCAUGUGCCUGUAAAUGUACCCUUUGUCCUCUAUUCCUGUUAUUCUCAUGGCUCUAUAGUUCACCGUAAUUAUGAGCCCCUUGGAACAUUAUAACCAUUAAAAAUGGCCAGCAUGUGCACUAGA
This is a messenger RNA of Choloepus didactylus (southern two-toed sloth), 7198 nucleotides long. It is a transcript of the gene ZNF287, whose product is annotated as zinc finger protein 287. Gene Ontology annotation, biological process: negative regulation of transcription by RNA polymerase II. NCBI's taxonomy places the organism in Eukaryota, Metazoa, Chordata, Mammalia, Pilosa, Megalonychidae. The transcript is spliced from 6 exons. The record is from RefSeq and is a predicted model, not a curated record. Bases 423 to 2702 code for a protein of 759 amino acids. Gene Ontology annotation, molecular function: DNA-binding transcription repressor activity, RNA polymerase II-specific.